Molecule: messenger RNA, 2346 nt
Organism: Cynocephalus volans (Philippine flying lemur)
Lineage: Eukaryota; Metazoa; Chordata; Mammalia; Dermoptera; Cynocephalidae
Gene: GSTCD
Product: glutathione S-transferase C-terminal domain containing
Exons: 12
Coding region: 129-2033 (634 amino acids)
Cellular component (GO): cytoplasm
Source: RefSeq, a predicted model, not a curated record
GCCACUCCCAGAAGCAACCGAGGAAUCCUUGCUCCAGCUGGGCGGAAAGGCGCAGACGGCCCGUGUCGCCUACACGCUCACGCACCCUCCCUGCCUGGCCGCGCCCCUGCGACCAGGUGACCCAAUGAAUGAAGAAAAUGAAAGGCAUUAAGAAAACUCUUACAGAAGAAUAUUUAUACCUGGAUUUUUCUCACCAAACAGAAGGAUGCAUCUUUCCUCUUCAUACAUCAGUAACUUUAUUUUUGUUAUCAUACUGUGACUACAAAAUCCUUAAAGUUUGCUUGGUCCCCACCAAAGAAAGUAUAGAUAGUUCACUACUAAAAGAUGGACUCUCCCCGGAUAUUGAAAUACAGAUUAUUUCAAGGCAAGAACUUCCACCAAUAGUCCAGAAUUGCUGUUUACCUGUGGUAGUAGAACAACCAGACAAUUUUUGUAGAGCAGGACUUGCUGUUGUAUUAAGACACAUAAUCCAGAAAUCAUAUGAAGCAGACCCCUCAAAGAAGGAAAUUGUGGAACUUCUGGGUUUUAAAAAAACUUGCUUGAAAGCCUGUGCUGAAGUUAGUCAGUGGACCAGGCUAUGUGAACUCACCAUCCCUUUGGCUGUUGAGAAUUUCCUCAGAGUGUCUUCUGACCAGCCCCCUACUAUUCCUGUAGAAAUACUACAGCUAGAGAAAAAGCUUAGUGAGCCCGUUAGAGUGCAUAAUGAUGAUAAACUCCGUAGGCAGAAGCUGAAGCAACAGAAGGCUGCUGGAGUUGGGCCUCCCCUUGCUAAGGGAAAAGCAACGAGCAAGGUUCCUAUACAGGAAACAUCUGAAGUGUUGGAUUCUUCAUCUAAGAGUCUGGAACUACAAGUGGCAUUCUCAAAGCUCACAGUACAGGAAGAACCAGCUACUACCAACAGGGAGCCUUCUCACAUCAGAAAAGCAAAGGCCUCCGACCUUCCACCUCUGGAGCAUGUGUUUGCAGAAGGGCUUUACUUCACUUUGGCAGAUAUUGUGCUCUUGCCCUGUAUCCAUCUUUUUUUGGUAAUUAUAUGCAAGAAAUUUUCAGAGAAGCUGGUAGAAUUUCCACUGCUAGCCUCUUGGUACCAGAGGAUUCAGGAAGUGCCAAGAGUAAAAACAACAGCUGCUAGGUGUGGGAUCCAAUUUCUCCAUUUACCAGAAUUGUUGACUACCUCAAAUGAACAACAUCCAAACUUAAGUGAGGUCCCCGGUGUAGAGGAGCAAAAUGAUCCUUUAUUUUUAGGGGGACCAAGACCAACAAUGACCAAGUUAAUGGAAAAGGGCAUUGAAGUGAUGUUUUCUCCCCACCCUUGCCCUACUUGGACACUGGAUUGGGAUGUUCUUCCUGCAGCAGUGAGUCCAAAGGAAGGUAAAAUGUCCAGUGAUCGAGCUUUGAGGAAGCAGCAGCAAUUAAACAACCUUGUUUAUGUGGUGACAAAUCAGGCCAAACCUGGUGACAGAAUUGUGGAUUUCUGCAGUGGUGGGGGCCAUGUUGGAAUUGUCCUUGCUCAUAUGCUGCCAUUAUGCCAGGUUACAUUAAUAGAAAAUAAGGAAUUAUCAUUAAUUCGUGCUAAGAAGAGAAGUGAUGAACUAGGUUUAAGCAACAUUUGGUUCAUUCAAGCAAAUAUGGAGUAUUUUACAGGGAUGUUUAAUAUCGGGGUGGCGUUACAUGCUUGUGGAGUGGCAACAGACAUGGUGAUUGAGCACUGCAUCAAGACACGGGCGUCCUUCGUCACAUGUCCUUGCUGUUAUGGUUUCAUUCAGAACACCUCGAAGUUUAAUUUUCCAAAAAGUGAACAAUUCAAGAAAACUUUAUCAUACAAGGAACACAUGAUUCUGUGCAGAUUUGCAGAUCAGACAGCUGUCCAGCUUCCACCCCAGCGAAGGCUCAUAGGAAAACAGUGCAUGUACCUGGUGGAUCUGGAUCGAGCAAGAGCUGCGGAAGAACGUGGCUACUCUGUUCAAGUGAUAUCCAUGGAGCCAGAGAGCUGCUCUCCCAAAAAUAACAUGAUCGUGGGAGUUCCCAUUUAGGAUGAGAUAUUCACAUUUGAUGUUUUGCCAUCCAUCUUCAUGAUGAAAGCGCAGUAGCACUCAGGAGGUUCUUGACAUAAUUAGGAAACAGCAUUAGCCAUCUUGAAUCUAUUGUGCUCAGGAAGGAAAGCAACAGGAAAAUCUUGGAAGAAAGUCUGCCUGCAAAGCAUCACAAAUGCUCUUACAAUAUGUGGUUAAAGGACUGCUGAUUUUCAUAAUGACAAUCCCCUGAAGUAUCAGCUGCCAACAGAGUGAUACUGGAGGUUCUGUCACUGGAAUAACAAUUUCCUUCCUAGUUCACAAGUUUUUCUGA